Molecule: messenger RNA, 3012 nt
Organism: Monomorium pharaonis (pharaoh ant)
Lineage: Eukaryota; Metazoa; Arthropoda; Insecta; Hymenoptera; Formicidae
Gene: Hsc70-5
Product: heat shock 70 kDa protein cognate 5
Exons: 11
Coding region: 114-2168 (684 amino acids)
Biological process (GO): protein refolding; cellular response to unfolded protein
Cellular component (GO): cytoplasm; mitochondrion
Molecular function (GO): ATP-dependent protein folding chaperone; heat shock protein binding; ATP hydrolysis activity
Source: RefSeq, a predicted model, not a curated record
UGGGCUUCUACACCGAGACUACGAGAGUUGCAUCAUUACACGUGAAGUAACGUGAAGCUGGGCGCACCGCGUUUCCUGCCGAUUUCUUGUUAGAAUUCCGAAGAAAAACCAAAAUGUUGACCGCCGCGAGAUUAUUGAACCGCAGCUGUACCGGCGUCGCUUGCGAUCUCGCUAGGAAACAGCAGUUCAGCACGAUUUUAAAAAAUGUUGCCGCUCCAACAGUCACUAUACCACAUCGUUUUACUGAUAUUCAACAAUAUCGAUAUAAAUCCGAAGGUGUAAAGGGUGCAGUUAUUGGUAUAGAUCUCGGUACUACUUUUUCUUGCGUAGCAGUGAUGGAGGGCAAGCAAGCUAAGGUUAUAGAAAAUGCUGAAGGUUCUAGGACUACGCCAUCUUAUGUUGCUUUUACAAAAGAUAAUGAACGUUUAGUUGGGAUGCCAGCAAAACGUCAGGCAGUCACAAAUUCUGUUAAUACAUUUUAUGCGACAAAACGAUUAAUUGGACGGAGAUUUGAAGAUCCUGAAGUGAAAAAGGAUAUGAAGAGUGUAACAUACAAAAUUGUAAAAGCAUCUAAUGGAGAUGCAUGGGUUCAAGGUGGUGAUGGAAAAAUGUAUUCUCCCAGUCAAAUUGGAGCAUUUGUACUUAUGAAAAUGAAGGAAACUGCUGCGGCUUAUUUAAACACUUCAGUAAAAAAUGCUGUUAUUACUGUGCCAGCAUAUUUUAAUGAUUCACAACGACAAGCGACAAAAGAUGCUGGUCAGAUUGCUGGAUUAAAUGUGCUUCGUGUAAUUAACGAACCAACCGCAGCUGCACUUGCUUACGGCAUGGAUAAGCAGGAAGAUAAAAUUAUUGCUGUUUAUGACUUAGGUGGAGGUACUUUUGAUAUCUCGAUUUUAGAAAUUCAGAAGGGUGUUUUUGAAGUAAAAUCCACAAAUGGAGAUACAUUUUUGGGAGGUGAAGAUUUUGACAAUGCAUUGGUUAAUUACCUUGUAUCUGAAUUCAAGAAAGAGCAAGGUAUAGAUGUAACCAAAGAUGCAAUGGCAAUGCAAAGAUUGAAGGAAGCUUCGGAAAAGGCUAAGAUAGAAUUAUCGAGUUCUCUUCAGACAGAUAUAAAUCUUCCCUACCUUACGAUGGAUUCUAGCGGACCAAAACACUUAAAUCUAAAAUUAUCCAGAAGUAAAUUUGAAAGUCUCGUAAGCGAUCUGAUUAAGCGUACUAUUCAACCAUGUCAGAAGGCACUUUCCGACGCCGAAGUAACAAAAUCUGAUAUUGGGGAAGUUUUAUUGGUUGGUGGUAUGACCAGAGUACCUAAAGUACAACAAACAGUUCAAGAAAUAUUUGGCAGACAACCAUCAAAGGCUGUAAAUCCUGAUGAAGCUGUAGCUGUUGGUGCUGCAGUUCAAGGAGGAGUACUUGCAGGAGAUGUGACGGAUGUUUUGCUUCUUGACGUUACACCUCUGUCAUUAGGUAUUGAAACACUUGGCGGUGUGUUUACGAGAUUAAUCUCUCGUAAUACAACUAUACCUACAAAAAAGAGUCAGGUAUUUUCAACGGCAGCGGAUGGUCAAACACAAGUAGAGAUUAAAGUUCAUCAAGGCGAACGAGAAAUGGCUAGUGAUAAUAAACUCUUAGGACAGUUCAGUCUUGUUGGUAUUCCACCUGCACCAAGAGGUGUACCGCAAAUAGAAGUAACGUUUGAUAUCGAUGCGAACGGUAUAGUGCAUGUGUCAGCCAGAGAUAAGGGAACUGGCAAAGAGCAACAAAUUGUUAUUCAAUCUAGUGGUGGCCUUAGUAAAGAUGAAAUUGAAAAUAUGGUUAAGAAUGCUGAACAAUAUGCACAAGCAGAUAAAGUUAAGAAGGAAAGAGUUGAAGCUGUUAAUCAAGCCGAAGGAAUUAUACAUGACACAGAAUCGAAGCUAGAGGAAUUCAAAGCGCAGUUACCACAAGAAGAGUGUGACAAACUUAAAGAAUUAGUUGCAAAACUACGAGAGAUUUUGGCUAAAAAAGAUGAUGUGGAUCCUGAAGAAAUAAAGAAACAAACGAACGAACUCCAACAAGCGAGUUUGAAACUAUUUGAAAUGGCGUACAAAAAGAUGGCAGCGGAAAGAGAAAGUCAAAAUCAGUCACAGCAAGAACCUGAAGGAGAGAAGAAGGAGGAGAAAAAUUAAUUUUAAGUAGCUAACGCGCAUAUUGUAAAGAAAAACAAAUUCACAUUCAUAUAUAUCUGUAUAAGCGUUUGUUGCUAUUCUGUAAGCUCAAAGAAACCAUUUAUUUUAGUUGAAGAAAUAAAUUUCGAUAUUCUGCGCGAUAAUAACAGAUUAGAAAUAAAGUAUUAUUCACGAGAGGCAGAGGAAGAAAAAACCAUUCUCUUUGUCAUAUCUAGUGAUUUUAAUGUAUAACAGUAAUUUUGUGGUAUUAUUUAAUUAUAAAUAUGUUUUCUACAAGUAGCGUUCUUGGAUCCCAAAUGUAUAAAAUUAUUUUUUGUGAGAUUUAGAAAAUAACAAUUACCAUAAGAGUUUAAUUAAAUCUGCUAAAAAGAAACUAUUUGUAGUAGUAAUGGUAAAUUUUUAAAUGGUUUGGUCAGUCAAUUUUUCACAUAAAGCAACAAAUUGUAUACAUAGUUGAGAUCACUUGUAUAAUGUAAUGCAAAAAAAUUGUUUCCAGCUAUAAAAUGUGUGCAGAAUGUCAAGAUAUCCAUCGUUAUAACAAUUAUUGUCAAAUGAUUUAUCAAGAAGUAAUAUGGAAAUAAUUUGUUAAACUUGCUACAGUAGAAUGCUUUACAGCACAGUCAGUGAAUAAGUAUGAGAUGAGAAUAUAGAAUUGAGAGAAUGAGAUGAGUGUGUUUUUGUGCAAAACAAGUUUACAUUGUAAACUAUACACAAUACAGAUUACCAUAGAGAAUAUUGUUAUAUUAUGAUAUAAUCACUUUUUUAAUUUAAACAACUAUGAGAGCAUUUUAAGCUCUUAUUUUAUUAUUUCGUUCUGUUGUUUAAUAAAUUUCUUGAAUUUUAA